Molecule: messenger RNA, 5119 nt
Organism: Spodoptera litura
Lineage: Eukaryota; Metazoa; Arthropoda; Insecta; Lepidoptera; Noctuidae
Gene: AGO1
Product: protein argonaute-1
Molecular function (GO): protein binding; RNA binding
Source: RefSeq, a predicted model, not a curated record
UCUGCUCUAAUUCUACAUAAAUACCACACUAUCACACGACGUCAUAAAAAGCAUUAGAUUAGGGCGACGAAUUAGAAAAUACUUUGACACUUUCUAUAAUUUGUAAUUAUUAUUCGAUUUUUCACGUUGUUGCUAUUACUUACACAAUAUUUGUGUUUGUUUUAAGUUUUAGGCUUUGUUGAUAUAAACCAUUUAUCAGGAUGUACCCCGUUGGUCAAGCUCCAGCGGGGGACACGAAUGCUGGUGCAGUGAGUGUAGCGGGGGCAGUGACCGCGGCUGCGAGCACGACUGGUGCUGCGCCCGGAGUCCCCAGCACUGCCCCCGCCACCGGAGCCACCGCUCCUGGUGCUGCUGGGGGUGCUGGCGCCAUGAGCCUCGUGUCACCUGCAGCACCGCUGGCGGAUUUACCAACACUCACAUGCCCGCGCCGCCCCAACCUCGGCCAUGAAGGAAGACCCAUAAUGCUGCGAGCGAAUCAUUUCCAAAUAUCAAUGCCAAGAGGAUUUGUUCAUCAUUAUGAUGUAAACAUACAACCAGAUAAAUGUCCCAGAAAGGUGAAUAGAGAAAUUGUUGAAACCAUGGUUCAUUGUUACAAUAAAAUAUUUGGAGCACUCAAACCUGUGUUUGAUGGCAGAAAUAAUUUGUAUACAAGAGAUCCGUUACCUAUUGGUAAUGAUAAGGUUGAAUUGGAGGUUAUAUUACCUGGAGAGGGUAAGGACCGAGUGUUUCGUGUCAGCAUCAAAUGGGUUGCACAGGUUUCAUUGUUUGCUUUAGAAGAGGCUCUUGAAGGUAGAACCAGGCAGAUACCAUAUGAUGCCAUCUUAGCUUUAGAUGUGGUGAUGAGGCAUCUUCCUUCCAUGAUGUACACUCCUGUGGGACGUUCAUUUUUCUCUUCACCUGAAGGUUACUACCACCCCCUCGGUGGUGGCAGAGAAGUCUGGUUUGGUUUUCACCAAUCUGUAAGACCCAGCCAAUGGAAAAUGAUGCUUAAUAUUGAUGUUUCUGCAACUGCCUUUUACAAAGCACAGCCAGUCAUAGAGUUUAUGUGUGAAGUCCUUGACAUACGAGAUAUCAAUGAUCAAAGAAAGCCACUGACGGACUCACAGAGAGUUAAAUUUACAAAAGAAAUCAAAGGCCUCAAGAUUGAAAUCACUCACUGCGGCACCAUGAAGAGAAAAUAUAGAGUAUGUAAUGUGACCCGUCGCCCCUCACAGAUGCAAUCUUUUCCUCUCCAGUUAGAAAACGGACAAACAGUAGAAUGUACUGUAGCAAAAUAUUUCUUGGAUAAGUAUAAGAUGAAGUUGAGGUAUCCUCAUCUGCCAUGUCUACAAGUAGGUCAAGAGCAUAAACAUACAUACCUUCCACUGGAGGUCUGCAAUAUAGUCCCUGGACAGAGAUGUAUCAAAAAGCUAACUGAUAUGCAAACAUCUACUAUGAUCAAAGCAACAGCACGCUCAGCUCCCGACAGGGAAAGAGAAAUCAAUAACCUGGUCCGACGUGCAAAUUUCAACACUGACUUGUAUGUGAAGGAAUUUGGUUUGACGAUCUCAAACAAUAUGAUGGAGGUUCGCGGCCGAGUAUUGCCACCACCCAAGCUACAAUACGGCGGCCGUGUUUCCUCGCUAGGCGGGCAGCAAGCUUUACCAAAUCAAGGAGUGUGGGACAUGAGAGGCAAACAGUUCUUUAUGGGUGUUGAGAUACGGGUGUGGGCAAUUGCUUGCUUUGCACCACAGAGAACUGUUAGAGAAGAUGCUUUGAAGAACUUCACACAGCAGCUACAGAAGAUAUCGAAUGACGCCGGAAUGCCGAUCAUUGGGCAGCCAUGCUUCUGCAAGUACGCGACGGGGCCUGACCAAGUGGAGCCCAUGUUCAAGUACCUCAAGAGCACAUUCGUACAGUUGCAGCUUGUCGUUGUUGUGUUGCCAGGGAAGACGCCUGUCUAUGCUGAAGUGAAACGUGUGGGAGAUACCGUAUUAGGGAUGGCGACACAGUGUGUUCAAGCAAAGAACGUGAACAAAACUUCGCCACAGACCUUAAGCAAUUUGUGCCUGAAGAUAAACGUCAAACUUGGCGGCAUUAACUCUAUCCUGGUGCCAUCACUUCGUCCUAAGGUGUUCAACGAGCCGGUGAUAUUCCUGGGCGUGGACGUGACGCACCCGCCGGCGGGCGACAACAAGAAGCCGUCCAUCGCGGCCGUCGUCGGCUCCAUGGACGCGCACCCCUCGCGGUACGCCGCCACCGUGCGCGUGCAGCAACACAGCGAGGGCAAGUGUGCAAGUUGCACCGACUCACCGUUAGGGUUCUAUAAGCAAGAGAUAGUGCACGAAAUGAGCAGCAUGGUACAGGAGCUACUCAUCAUGUUCUACAAGAGCACCGGCGGGUUCAAGCCGCAUCGGAUCAUUAUGUACCGGGACGGCAUCUCCGAGGGACAGUUCCUACACGUCUUGCAACACGAACUCACUGCUGUCCGAGAAGCUUGUAUCAAGUUGGAGGCGGAGUACAAGCCGGGAAUCACGUUUAUUGUGGUGCAAAAGCGGCACCAUACGCGACUAUUCUGUGCUGACAAAAAGGAGCAGUCGGGCAAAUCUGGAAAUAUUCCCGCAGGCACUACCGUCGACCUCGGCAUCACACAUCCGACUGAGUUCGAUUUCUAUCUAUGCAGUCAUCAAGGAAUUCAAGGCACGUCGCGUCCGUCGCACUACCACGUGCUGUGGGACGACAACCACUUCGGGUCGGACGAGCUGCAGUGCCUGACGUACCAGCUGUGCCACACGUACGUGCGCUGCACGCGCUCGGUGUCCAUCCCCGCGCCCGCGUACUACGCGCACCUCGUGGCCUUCCGCGCGCGCUACCACCUGGUGGAGAAGGAGCACGACUCGGGCGAGGGCAGCCACCAGUCGGCCUGCAGCGAGGACCGCACGCCCAUCGCCAUGGCGCGCGCCAUCACCGUGCACGCCGUCACCAAGAAGGUCAUGUACUUCGCCUAACCGCACGCCGCACUUACCAGGUAAUGUUAGUCGAGCGUGCGAAAUUUCUGGGGCUUCUCUAUACUUUAAAAUAUUAUCUCCGCAGGAAGAUCUCGUAUGUAAACGCGUUCGAUUGUCGUUGUCAUUCCCUUCUCCGGUUCGUGCAGCAAUUUCCCGAAGCUGGGAGUGACCCUGUGAGGUCUUCAUGUUUUGAGAUAGAACUCCGCCUAUUUUCUGGUUUGUUCUUGUAUAUAACGCCAACCGUUUCUACCAGGUUCUGAAUGGCCCCACUCGCGUUUCAUAUAGUCUAAUUUUAUAAAUGUUGUUUAGCUUUUACGAAGAUAGCUGUCCCAAUAUAAAAGACGUUUCAAUUCUAUGAAGUUUUGAUAGUGAUGGAACAAUCGAAAUAAAUCGUUGACAAUUAUUUGAUGUAUAAGUAUAAUAAUAAUCGGAGGAGAGCAAUAAAUAUUACCUCAUGCGUGUAAUGCGUAGUGUUUCCUAUUUGGCCAUCCGUUGACUGGGCUAUUUACUAUCUUCUAAGAAGCAUUUGUAGAAUUCAACUUAAGCUUUCUAAAUAAAACAAAGAAGUGCGAUUAAUUUAAUAAGUGGAUAUUUUAUCCUUAUAUGAAACUAAAAAAGAAGUUAGUGACAGUUAUAGACAGACAUUCAAAUAAAUAUAUUUUAUGAAAUUUAUAAAUAGGUCUACAGUAAAAUACAUUCACAAAAAAAGGUUUUUCUCGUAAACAUAGCUGGUUAAUUUCAAACGUAGCUUAAUAAAGAAGUGAACAUCAUACAAAGCUACACUGAAGUGUAACGAAACAGGAACACUUGAUGGAGGAUUAUUUGCUUUGCGAAGAUUUUGAUAGUGAAUUUAAAUAAGUAGAUUCCUAUUUUGUAAUGAUCUAAAUUAUUGUGGUAUCACACAAAUAAGUAUCCACUGUUUUUCAUUAAUCUGUAGUCUUUACAUGAUGAUGCAACAUAAAUCAGUGAGUAGUAUUAAGCAGUAACGCCAAAUAGUCCUCAUUAGGUGUGCUAAGGAUAUAAUAAUAUGUAUUUAUUAUUAAAUGAUUUAAAUUAUCAUUCAUUUGAAUAUAUUAUGAGUUCAGUAUAUAAGUACCUAUUUUAUUUUCAAUGCUUCGUUUAUAAUUUUUGCACAUUAAUUCAAUGAACUUCACACAAACACAUACACUAUGUAUAUAAAACAAAUUAUUAUAAACAGACAACCAAUCUUACUAUCAGUGUAAAGAAUGAUAUUUUUAUUUUAUAUUUUUAAGUUUAUUUUUUAAAGUAAGAGUUCUUUUAUAUUGUAUUUUAGCUUUAAGUUUAAUCAACUAAAAGUUGGGAAGAAUGUUUGUCCUGACUUUAAGGGUUGGUGACAAUGUUUUUUUUUUUGUAAUUAGUGUGAAAGUUAAUAAACAUCUUUUUUAUCAUAAAUUAUGCUUUUGGUGUUUCAAUUGGUCGUAUGUCAGUGUUAUUUUGUCUCAUAGACGCAUAAUUACAUGCAAUUUGUGUAGUUCGUAAUUCUCACGGAUAAUCGGACUCUUAUUUACUUUACUUAUUUGUACGAAAUAGUCAUAUAGACACACAAUAACGCAUGAAAUGCCAUAUUCUAUAUACAGCUAAUUUAAUGAUUUGAUUUGAAUUCAUGUUCAUUAAUUCAAUUGUAACAAAUAAAGUACACUCAGAUUACUUUUUCGUGGAAAGAAGUGGUGUCAAAGUAAAUAAUCGCCCGGUUAUCUUUUAAGUGGACAAGCUGCUAAAAAUAUCGGAUAUAAAUGUAUUUUAUAUUAAAUGACGUUGUGAUGCUAGGUGUGAUACAUUAAUACGAAUAUGUUCAGGAUCGUUGUUAUACAUUAACAAUAUAAAAUCGAAAAUAAUGCAUAGUGAUCAUGCAAGUGAUGCAAGUAUGAAACUUGGGUAAUAGGUUUUUAAUAUGACUUCUGUUCUUAUAAUGACGGUGUUUCUUUUAAAUUCUAUCAUAUAUUCUGUCGCCAUCAUAUCAUGUACGAUAAGCUCUUUAUAGUGAGAAUCAGCCCUCUUGUAGUUGAUAAACAUUAUUUGUCGCAAUUGUAAUGAUUAUUAUGAUAUAAUUUUCAAAGUUAAACACCCAGUCGCUUAAAGUUUUAUAAGAAUAAACUUUAUUGUUUAUUGAA